AUGAACGGGAUGGCAGAAGUAUUCCCGACGUUUUCCUAAGAUUUCCUGGAACACCAGGGAUGCCAGGACUACCAGGUCGUAACGGGCGAGAUGACAGACAAGGCCUCCCUGGAGCACAAGGACCUCCUGGUCCAAAAGGAGACAAUGGUCCUUAUGGAAAACUUGGGAGGCAAGGAGAUCCGGGACCUAAAGGACAAAAGGGAGAAGAAGGGCAGGGGAGGUCUGGAGUCAGUUACGUGCGCUGGGGCCGGACAAGCUGUGAGGGAGAUGCUCAGAUUGUGUAUUCGGGCUUCGUGGGGAGUGGUCACCAUAGUCACACAGGAGGAGGAGUAAAUCAUAUAUGCCUGCCAAACCAACCAAAAUAUGGAAAGUUCACCGAUCAUUUUGAAAGGACGGGGGCCAUCUAUGGCACUGAGUAUAAAAUGAGCUCAUUUAAUCCUUUCAAAAGAAAUGUGCAUAAUCACGACGUCCCCUGUGCUGUGUGCUACAUCGGAUCAAGAGGUACACAAGUCAUGAUGCCCGCAAGGGAUGACUGCCCUAAUGGCUGGCACGAAGAGUAUCAUGGUUACCUUAUGACAGCACAUUGGGACCACCAAAAUCCCAGUAAUUUCGUAUGUGUUGAUUCGGAUCCAGAGUCGGUACCAGGAAGUUUUGGCAGUCAUGAUGGUGCAUUGUUGUAUCUGGUGCAAGGUAAUUGUGGGUUUUUCUCAUCGUGUCCGCCUUAUUACCAAGGGCGAGAGCUCACAUGCGCAGUCUGCUCAAAAUAACUAUUGGUAGGAGAGUUAUUAAUUUGGUAGCUGGGUCGACAAAAACAACGUUUCCAGGAAAAACUUCACUUUUAGGAGGUUAGAAAAAUAAAUCGAC
This is a messenger RNA of Pocillopora verrucosa, 864 nucleotides long. The record is from RefSeq and is a predicted model, not a curated record. Lineage: Eukaryota; Metazoa; Cnidaria; Anthozoa; Scleractinia; Pocilloporidae.